UUGGUUUGCGUUUUGCGGGCCAACGCGUGGAGGUGCUAGCCCAGGGGCGCCUCUUAUCCCAGGCUUGGGUGUGCCUGCCUCAGGCCCUUCCAGCCAGGGUGGGUGGUGUCGCGCCAACCCCGGGCCGGGCCACCUCUUGGGUGAGGCGCCUUUCUUCAGCUGUCGGGCCUCCGCCGCUCCCAGGAGGGCGGGAUCCACGCCAGAGUUUGCGAGGUGCUGCUGCCGCUGCGGAACCAGGUUGGGGCAUGUCGGCGGGCUGGCUGCGUGAGCGAGCGAGGAGCGACCGGCGGCGGCCGAGAGCAGCGCGGCGGAGGUCUGGCCGGCCGGCGGGCCGUGAGGCGGCGCCUGCGAUGCCCAGGAGCUGGCCGAGCCCGCCCCUCGAGGAUGGCUGCCGAGGGCUGGCGCUGGAGUGAAGCAGGCCGCCCCCCGGGGACCCCCCGCGCCUGCCCCCGUCGGGCCGUGAGCGUCUGCGAGUCCCUGGACCACCUGCACGGGGUCCCCGCCGUCCAGGCGGCGCUGCGGGCGGCCGAGCGGCAGAGGCACCGGCCCAAGAGCCUCUGCUCCGUGGGCAACGGGCUGGACCGCAGCCCCCUCUGCGCCGCCGAACCCCCCACCCGCGCCCGGAGCGGCUUGCUGGAAUUCCUGCGCGUCCGCUUGCCCCGGCGGCUCGAGGAGGCCCCCACCGGCACGGCCGGCCUGCCCCCCUGCUCGCCCCCCUGCUCCUCCUCCGAGGGCGGCGGGGCCUUCCUGCGGGGCGGCUCGCUGUGGAGCAGCCGGCGCUGGCAUCUCUUUGGGGGCCGCGGCGGCGAGGGGGCGCGCAAAGGCUUCAGCGCCCUGCGCAAGAGUUUCAGCUUCCGCUUGCGCCGGGGCCAGGAGUUGACCCGGUCGGGCUCCGGCCUGCUGCGCCCAGCACGCCUCCGCACCCGCAGCGAGGGCGACGCCAACUCCCUCCACGCCUUCCCCAGCAAGCGGGACCUCCUGUACCCGGACGGGGCACACGUUCGGGACCAGCGCGGCCAGGACGGUGGCGGCGGCGGCUUCUGGAAGCUCCUCACCAGCCGCCUCCGGCGCCGGGAACGCUACGACGGCCGCUCCUUUAGUCCCCUGGAGCCCCGCAGCGGCUCCUCCUCCGCCUCCCUGUGGAGCCGGCAAGGCGCUGAGCCCGUCCUCGUGUCCGUUGGGAGCAGCAGCAGCAGCGGGUGGGCGCCGGAUUCCUUCGUGAACAGCCAGGAAUGGACCUUGAGCCGGUCAGUGCCGGAGCUCAAAGUGGGGAUUGUGGGAAAUCUGUCUAGUGGGAAGUCGGCCUUAGUUCAUCGCUAUCUGACAGGCACCUACGUACAGGAGGAGUCCCCAGAAGGUGGCCGGUUCAAGAAGGAGAUUGUCGUGGAUGGCCAAAGUUACCUGUUGCUGAUUCGUGAUGAAGGAGGGCCUCCUGAACUACAGUUCGCGGCCUGGGUGGACGCCGUGGUCUUUGUCUUCAGCCUGGAGGAUGAAAUCAGCUUCCAGACAGUCUAUAACUACUACCUGAGGCUCUGCAGCUGCCGCAACACGUCUGAGGUGCCCAUGGUGCUGGUGGGCACGCAAGAUGCCAUCAGUGCCGCCAACCCCCGCGUGAUCGAUGAUUCCCGUGCCAGGAAGCUCUCAAAUGACCUGAAGCGCUGCACCUACUAUGAGACCUGUGCCACCUACGGGCUCAAUGUGGAGCGGGUCUUCCAGGAUGUGGCCCAGAAGGUAGUGGCCCUGCGCAAGAAGCAACAGCUGUCCAUUGGGCCAUGCAAGUCGCUGCCCAACUCUCCCAGCCACUCCUCCGUCUCGGCUGCCUCCAUCCCGUCAGUGCACAUCAACCAGGCUGCGAAUGGGAGCGGGGCCUUCAGCGACUACUCUUCCUCCGUGCCCUCCACCCCCAGCAUCAGCCAGCGGGAGCUGCGGAUCGAGACCAUUGCCGCCUCCAACACCCCCACCCCCAUCCGCAAGCAGUCGAAGCGGCGCUCCAACAUCUUCACAUCUCGGAAAGGCACAGACAUCGAGCGGGAGAAGAAAGCCCUGGAGUGUAAGGCGGACACCAUCGGCAGUGGGCGGGCCAUUCCCAUUAAGCAGGGUGUCCUCCUGAAGCGCAGCAGCAAAUCUCUGAACAAGGAGUGGAAGAAGAAGUAUGUGACCUUGUGCGACAACGGAGUCCUGACCUACCACCCCAGCCUGCACGACUACAUGCAGAACAUCCACGGAAAGGAGAUUGACCUGCUGAGGACGACCGUGAAGGUUCCAGGCAAGAGGCUUCCGCGGGCAACAGCCACAGCUGCCCCCAGCGCCAGCCCCAAAGCCAACGGGCUGGCCAAGGAGCGGAGCAGCACACAGUUUCCCGGCGGCUCCAGUGCCCCCCACUCAGCCAGCAGCACCUCCCUGCACUCGGAGCGCUCGGGCAGCGGCACCAACUUGGUCGGCUUCAGCACAAAGCCAGAAGGCGGCAGCGGUGGCAUGCAUCAGCGGUCCUAUUCGGUCUCCAGUGCAGACCAGUGGAGUGAAGCAGUUGCCCUGCCCAGCAGCGUACCAAACCCAGCCAACGGCACCACAGAUUCCCUUACCUCCAGCCCCAAUGUGUCCAGCACUGCCAGUCCCAAGCCUGAGCCCCCACCAUCACCCCACGCCAACAGGAAGAAGCAUCGCCGGAAAAAAAGCACAGGCACCAGCCGGCCGGACGGGGCCAGUUUGGUGGCUGAAGAGCAAGAUGAGUCCUUUGAGUUCAUCAUCGUGUCUCUGACUGGCCAGUCCUGGCUCUUUGAGGCAUCCACAGCAGAGGAACGGGAGCUCUGGGUGCAAGCCGUUGAGAGCCAGAUCCUGGCGAGUCUCCAGGGCUGCGAGAGCAGCAAGAACAAGGCUCGGCUGGGUAGCCACAGCGACAUGCUCGCUCUCCAGUCCAUCCGCACAGUGCGCGGAAACAGCUUCUGCGUGGAUUGCGAUGCACCCAACCCGGACUGGGCCAGCUUGAAUCUGGGGGCCCUCAUUUGCAUUGAGUGCUCGGGCAUCCAUCGAAACCUGGGCACACACCUCUCACGCGUCCGCUCCCUUGACUUGGACGACUGGCCUCUGGAGCUGGUGAUGGUGAUGACUGCCAUCGGCAACAUGCUGGCCAAUUCUGUGUGGGAAGGUGCCAUUGAGAACUACCCCAAGCCAGGCCCUGAGAGCUGCAGAGAGGAGAAGGAGCGCUGGAUCCGGGCCAAGUACGAGCAGAAACUCUUCCUGGCCCCCUUGCCUCACUCGGACGUGCCCCUGGGCCAGCAGCUGCUCCGGGCUGUGGUGGAGGAUGAUCUGCGGGCUGUGGUCACUCUGCUUGCCCACGGCACCAAGGAGGAAGUGAAUGAGACCUACGGCGACGGGGACGGACGGACAGCUCUGCACCUCUCCAGUGCCAUGGCCAAUGUGGUCUUCACGCAGCUCCUCAUCUGGUAUGGAGUGGAUGUGAAAAGCCGCGAUGCCCGAGGCCUGAGCCCGCUUUCCUACGCACGCCGCGCCGGCAGCCAGGAAUGUGUGGACCUUCUGCUGCAGCACGGAUGCCCCAGUGACGCCACCAGCAACCUGAGCUCCUUCACCCCGAGCUUGCCGCACCGGAACAUGAACAACAAUGCUGCCCCCUCCUUCUCCCCCGAGCCCCCUUCCCCCACUGCCCACUGAGCGCUCUCCCUGUUCGAUCUCUGGCAGCCGGGCUGCCCUAGGGGGCCCACAGCCACACGUCAGGGGCCAGUCCCGGUGUAUAGAUUAGCCAGCGGGCUGGUCUUGCACAGAGGCACCAGCCUUUGCUAUCCCAGCGGUCAGGCCUCCUCUGAGUGGGCAACUUCACCCUCCUUCCCCUCCCGCAGAAAAAAGGGAACAGGGUCCCCCAGAGGGCCCAGAGUAAAAGGAACCCCCUGUGCCUCACCCUGGCUGCACUGGUUGUCAGUAAUAUAGCGCCCCUAUCCCUCCUCCACCCCCCUCCAAUGCCCCCUGCUGCCGCCUUCCUGGGCCAGGCCAGGGGGCCUCCUUUGUGGAUGCUGCUUCCUCCUCUCACCUUCCCGUCUUGGCCACUUGUGUAUAAAAUGUACAUUGGAAAUAUUUA
Molecule: messenger RNA, 4090 nt
Organism: Rhineura floridana
Lineage: Eukaryota; Metazoa; Chordata; Lepidosauria; Squamata; Rhineuridae
Gene: AGAP3
Product: ArfGAP with GTPase domain, ankyrin repeat and PH domain 3
Exons: 18
Coding region: 385-3669 (1094 amino acids)
Biological process (GO): proteasome-mediated ubiquitin-dependent protein catabolic process
Cellular component (GO): nucleus
Molecular function (GO): GTPase activator activity; protein binding; GTP binding
Source: RefSeq, a predicted model, not a curated record